Carassius gibelio (silver crucian carp) is the source of this 1889-nucleotide messenger RNA. Its product is annotated as serine/threonine-protein kinase 25. Lineage: Eukaryota; Metazoa; Chordata; Actinopteri; Cypriniformes; Cyprinidae. Gene Ontology annotation, molecular function: ATP binding; protein kinase activity. Bases 286 to 1551 code for a protein of 421 amino acids. Gene Ontology annotation, biological process: protein phosphorylation. The record is from RefSeq and is a predicted model, not a curated record. The transcript is spliced from 11 exons.
UUAGUCAAAUUAGCGGGAUUGCAUAGAGGGAGUCUCGCAGUCUCCUGUACAGAGCAUAAACUGUAAACAUCCACAUCAAAGACCGAGUGUCUGCUCUCAUGUAUGGACAGGAUUACGUAUUAAAAUCCUUGUAAACUAUAGCGCUGGUCAGUCUGAUCCACCGGAAUGAUUUAGAGAGGCGUGGAUUGGGAACAAGCUGUUCCUUUGGUGGGUGGGUGACUGUCCAAGAAGGUGAGAAAGAGGAACAUCUGAGAACCCCCGAGCUGGAGGUAGAUUAAGCUGGACAUGGCACACCUUCAGAACAUUCGGAACCAGAACUCAUGUUUGAAUCCUGAGGAGUACUUCACUAAGUUGGAACGAAUUGGUAAAGGCUCUUUUGGAGAGGUAUACAAGGGCAUAAACAACCGCACGAAAGAAGUGCUGGCCAUUAAGAUUAUUGACUUGGAGGAGGCAGAGGAUGAGAUUGAAGACAUCCAGCAGGAGAUCACGGUGCUCAGCCAGUGUGACAGCCCUUACGUCACCAAAUACUACGGCUCCUACUUGACGGGCUCUAAAUUAUGGAUAAUCAUGGAAUAUUUGGGAGGUGGAUCGGCUCUAGACCUGCUAAGGCCGGGACCUCUGGAAGAAGCAUAUAUCGCCAUCAUUCUCCGAGAAAUACUGAAAGGACUCGACUACCUCCACUCAGAGAGGAAGAUUCACAGAGAUAUCAAGGCGGCCAAUGUGUUACUGUCUGAACAUGGACAAGUCAAGCUAGCAGACUUUGGAGUGGCCGGCCAGUUAACAGACACACAAAUUAAGAGAAACACUUUUGUAGGAACUCCAUUUUGGAUGGCACCAGAGGUCAUCAAACAGUCUGCGUAUGACUUCAAGGCUGACAUCUGGUCUUUGGGUAUCACAGCCAUCGAGCUGGCUAAAGGAGAGCCACCCAACUCCGAACUUCACCCCAUGAGAGUCUUGUUCCUCAUCCCUAAAAAUAACCCACCCACACUGGAGGGGUCAUACAGCAAAGCCUUUAAGGACUUUGUUGAAGCUUGUCUCAAUAAAGAUCCACGAUUUAGACCGACAGCCAAAGAGCUCCUGAAGCACAAGUUCAUCACCCGCUACAACAAGAAAACCUCGCACCUGGCAGAGCUCAUCGAUCGAUAUCGCCGCUGGAAGUCAGAGGGCCACGGGGACGAGUCCAGCUCGGAUGACUCCGACAUGGAUGGGGAGGGGGAUGACAGAGACCAGUGUCCCGCAUGGACUUUCCCCACUGUACGGCCCACUUCCAUGAACAAGUUACAGAGAGGUUUCAACCAUUUAGACAGUAAGACAUCAGAUGUUGUGAAGAGGCAGCCAAAGUCACCGUCCCUAACAACGUUCAUAUCACCCAUCUUCAGAGAGCUGAAAGAGAAGCGGCGUGUUAGUGGGAGCGCUGUGUGUGCUCUGGAGGAGCUGGAAAACGCAUUCAGCCUCGCAGAGGAGUCCAGCCCUGGAAUCUCAGACCGUUUGCUCAAAAACAUUAUGGAGAGAGUGUGCAGUUUUUCAGGUCAUGCUGAUUCAAUGCUAUAAGAUAUUGUCCUGCCCCGUGACACUUGCAUGCAGAGUGAACUUUGAGACUUCCUGUGUCUCAACCCUGCAGGUUUACACUCAAAAGAAACAGCAUGCCUUCAAAACGAUGAUGUCUGACUGACUGCUGUUCAGCUCCGUCCGAUGGAAAGACCGUCCUGAUCCCUUCAUGAACACCUCCAAUCUUUCCAUGACAGCUUUUAUUAGAUGUUUUUUUACGGUUUACUUUAUAGUUUUGAAAUGUCUAAAUCAAAUGUAAAAUAUGAAAUGGCAAGGCAAGUUUAUGUGUAUUCCAUUAAAUGAAAAAGUACAUUGAGCUGUAAAUAAACUAGUGUAAAAAG